UAUUUACUCGCUCUAUUUGUAGAUGUCUUUGGCAGACGAGCUGCUUGCCGACUUGGAGGAGGCAAGAGAAGAAGAGGACGGGCAGUACCCCGGUGAAGAAGAGGGUGAGAGUGAUGGGGAACCCAGCGAGAGACAAACUGGAGGUCUGGAGGACAUACCCGAGGAGAUGGAGGUGGAUUACAGUGGGACGGAGAGUGUCACAUCCAUAGCAAAACUAAGACACAGCAAGCCAUUCGCUGAAAUCAUGGAUAAAGUCGGUCAAUAUGUUGGAAAUCAAAAAAAGAAUUCGGAAGUAUCUGGACCUGUCGAAUCAGACCCAGAGUACAGACUCAUUGUCUCUGCCAACAAUCUGACAGUGGAAAUAGACAAUGAACUUAAUAUCAUUCACAAGUUUGUUCGUGACAAGUACUCCAAAAGGUUUCCUGAACUGGAGUCCCUGGUGCCAAAUGCACUAGAUUAUAUCAGAACUGUUAAGGAGCUGGGCAACAAUCUAGAGAAGUGCAAAAACAAUGAGACACUCCAGCAGAUCUUGACCAAUGCUACUAUCAUGGUGGUCAGUGUCACCGCCUCAACCACACAAGGAACAAUGCUUGGUGAUGAUGAGCUCCAGCGAUUGGAGGAAGCGUGUGACAUGGCCCUUGAGCUUAACCAAUCAAAACACAGGAUCUAUGAAUAUGUGGAAUCCAGGAUGUCAUUUAUUGCUCCAAAUCUUUCCAUUAUUGUUGGAGCUUCAACUGCUGCCAAAAUCAUGGGUGUUGCUGGUGGGCUGACUAACCUGUCCAAGAUGCCUGCAUGUAAUCUGAUGUUACUGGGAGCCCAGCGGAGGACACUGUCUGGAUUCAGCAGCACGUCCCUGCUGCCCCACACAGGCUACAUCUACCACUGUGAUGUAGUGCAGUCUCUGCCUCCAGAUCUGAGGAGAAAAGCAGCUCGUCUGGUUGCAGCUAAAUGCACUCUGGCUUCUCGUGUGGACAGUUUUCACGAGAGUACUGUUGGCAAGGUUGGCUAUGAUCUGAAGGAAGAGAUCGAGCGAAAGUUUGAUAAAUGGCAGGAGCCCCCUCCAGUCAAGCAGGUGAAGCCUCUUCCAGCUCCCCUGGAUGGACAGAGGAAGAAGAGAGGAGGUAGAAGGUAUCGUAAAAUGAAAGAGAGGCUGGGUCUGACAGAAAUUAGGAAACAUGCCAACAGAAUGACAUUUGCAGAGAUCGAGGAUGAUGCUUAUCAGGAGGAUCUGGGCUUCAGUCUCGGUCAACUGGGAAAGUCUGGUAGUGGCAGGGUCAGGCAAGCUCAGGUCAAUGACUCCACCAAGGCCAGAAUAUCCAAAUCCUUACAGCGGACACUGCAAAAGCAGAGCAUGACGUACGGUGGGAAGUCCACUGUCAGAGACCGAUCAUCUGGAACCAGCUCAAGUGUGGCCUUCACUCCUUUACAGGGGCUCGAGAUUGUGAACCCGCAGGCUGCAGAAAAGAAGGUGGGCGAAGCCAAUCAGAAAUAUUUCUCCAACAUGGCUGAGUUCCUCAAAAUCAAGCGUGAGAAGGAGGACAAGGUGUGAGGCUGUGUGUUAGACGGAGGAAACCACAUAUAUCGACAGCCGUGGACGGAUUCACACUUCAACCGCUAAUUUAUACUCCGACACCACACCCACUCAGACGGACAUGUGUGAGGACAGCACAAGGACAUGUGACUGGAGAUCUUAUUUUCUGUGCAGAGGAAAUGAAGAGGGAGAGAAACAUGUUCUGGUGUACAUUUUUGAUUUUUGUUCAUUUUAUCUUUUUUUUUAAUGUGUACAAAGGAAUUGUGAGCUGUAUAUAAAUCACAAACAACAUGGUAAAUGCAAGUUGUUUUAAGCAUUUU
Messenger RNA from Rhinichthys klamathensis goyatoka, 1851 nucleotides. It is a transcript of the gene prpf31, whose product is annotated as PRP31 pre-mRNA processing factor 31 homolog (yeast). The coding region runs from base 23 to 1549 and encodes 508 amino acids. The record is from RefSeq and is a predicted model, not a curated record. Gene Ontology annotation, cellular component: precatalytic spliceosome; U4 snRNP; U4/U6 x U5 tri-snRNP complex. NCBI's taxonomy places the organism in Eukaryota, Metazoa, Chordata, Actinopteri, Cypriniformes, Leuciscidae. Gene Ontology annotation, biological process: spliceosomal tri-snRNP complex assembly; mRNA splicing, via spliceosome. The transcript has 13 exons.